Messenger RNA from Schistosoma margrebowiei, 435 nucleotides. NCBI's taxonomy places the organism in Eukaryota, Metazoa, Platyhelminthes, Trematoda, Strigeidida, Schistosomatidae. The record is from the annotation of a GenBank genome assembly.
GUACAAACACUUCCAGAAAAUUCUAUAUAAGACUCAACACGUUCUAUCAACGUCUAAAACGAGAAAAUGAUAUCUACGUUUUCAUUUGGUCAGUUGGUAACGAUUUAUUCAAUCAUUGUCCAUACAUGGGAAUUUUUCGACUGUCAUGAAUUUUGUGAAAACGAUCAUUUACUUAGUCAAGGAAAAGUAAUUUUCCAAAGUGAUAUAUAUAAAUAUUCUCAUUAUUAUCACUAUUCCCAGUUCAUUCGUUCUAAUCAGCGCUCUCCAAUUGUUAGUGAAAAGUUUGAGAAAUUGGAUGAUGCGAAAGAAAUAAAUCUGAAAUUCCCUUUUACAUUGUACAGUGCUGAUCUCAACUCAGUAUAUAUAGAUGCUCACGGUCAAAUUUCUGUGGGAGGACAAGAUGUUUAUAGAGUAAUUGCAAAUUCUAUCUUCGGC